AUGACUCUUACUCCUACUGCAAGAUUUCAUAUUAGUUUGGUAAAUCAACAUUGGUAUAAAAACAUUUUGCAGAAGACUAAUAUAUCCAAUAAUGAGUUUGUCAGUAUUGCUUUAGAAAUGUUAAGAUCAACGUCAAAACUUUAUUCUUUGCUAUUGCAAUUCUUAAGUUCAAGUGAAUCAUAUAUUAAGCAUAUUGAAAAUGUUGCGAAUAAUGCUGUUUCAAGACAGUCACAUGAUGAUAUAACCAAAGCUAUUUCAAAAAAAUGUAAAUUUGGUGAACUCUGGGGAUUAGGAAGAAAAAUAAUUAUUGAUGCAAUUGAAGAUGAAAAUAAAGAAAACUAUUAUGAACUUCUUGAAGUUUUUUCAACAAUCUUGAAUAGAUCAUCACGAAGAAUUGUUAGUGAAAGCGAUGACAUUAGUGAUAAUAUUAGUGAUGGUGUUGAUGAUAAUAAUAAUAUUAUGAAUAUUCGAAAUCCUAUUAAGCGAAGACCAAAAGGUCGUCCCAAGUCAACGAGAAUUACGAGUUCCCUGAAACAAUCUAGUACAAAGACCUAG
Molecule: messenger RNA, 555 nt
Organism: Scutellospora calospora
Lineage: Eukaryota; Fungi; Glomeromycota; Glomeromycetes; Diversisporales; Gigasporaceae
Source: the annotation of a GenBank genome assembly